UCGCUUUGAUUGGACAAAUCUACUACACUGGGAAUUCCCGAUCUGCCAAACGUCAGUGUGAGGAGAGUUGUCCCGAAUUUUUAGAUAUUUCUUCGAACAGUUCUUGACAGCUCUUAGGAGUUGAUGGAAAUAUGAAGAAAACACUAUUCAUUCUAGCAGUUUUAGGAGUUUUGUGCGUUACCGCAGUGCGGGCGGAGGAAGAUGACGCUACUGUGGAAUUGGACAUGGGAAAAAGUCGUGAUGGGUCCAGAACAGACGAUGAAGUUGUUGGAAGAGAGGAGGAGGCCAUUAAACUAGAUGGUUUGAAUGUUGCUCAAAUGAAGGAACUCCGCGACAAAGCUGAGAAACAUGCAUUCCAGGCAGAAGUGAACCGCAUGAUGAAACUCAUCAUUAACUCACUUUACAAGAACAAAGAGAUUUUCCUGAGAGAAUUGAUCUCCAACGCCUCUGAUGCCCUCGAUAAAAUCCGAUUCCUUUCGCUCACAGAUAAAUCGGCACUUUCUGCAACAGAUGAACUUAGUAUCAAAAUUAAGGCUGACAAAGACAACCAUGUUCUACAUGUUAUUGACACUGGCGUGGGUAUGACCAAAAAUGACCUGGUUAAUAACCUUGGUACCAUCGCAAAAUCAGGAACCAGUGAAUUCCUUACGAAACUUGGGGAUGCUUCAUCUUCUGUUCAGAUGAACGACCUUAUCGGACAGUUUGGUGUUGGAUUCUACGCAUCUUUCCUCGUUGCUGACCGUGUGAUUGUGACGUCCAAGCAUAAUGAUGAUGAGCAGUACGUUUGGGAGUCUGACUCCAAUGAAUUCAGUGUCAGCAAAGACCCACGUGGCAACACUCUCGGACGUGGAACACAGAUCAGUCUUCACCUGAAGGAAGAGGCCCAUGAGUUCCUUGAAGAGGGAAGCCUUAAGUCUCUGGUACAGAAGUACAGUCAGUUCAUUAACUUCAACAUCUACCUCUGGGAGAGUAAGACCGAGGAAGUUGAAGAGCCACUUGACGAGGAUGAAGCAGAAGAAGCAGAGGCUGACAAAGAAGAGGAUGAAGAUGAUGAUGAGGCUGAGGUGGAAGAGGAGAAGGAAGACGAUAAGCCGAAAACCAAGAAAGUCUCCAAGACUGUUUGGGACUGGGUUCUUGUCAACAAUGUGAAACCCAUCUGGACCAGAAAACCAAGUGAUGUUGAAGAUUCAGAAUACAACGAGUUCUACAAGUCCAUCGGCAAGCAUUCUGACGAGCCCCUGGCCAAGAUCCACUUCACAGCAGAGGGAGAGGUGACCUUCAAAUCCAUCCUUUUUGUGCCAAAGACCAGCCCAAGUGACAUGUUCCAAAACUACGGGAAAAAGAUGGAGGGUAUUAAGAUGUACGUCCGGCGUGUUUUCAUCACAGAAGAUUUCGAAGACAUGAUGCCCAAGUACUUGUCGUUCGUUAAUGGCGUAGUUGACUCUGACGAUCUUCCGCUGAAUGUUUCCCGCGAGACUCUUCAACAACACAAGCUUCUGAAGGUGAUCAAGAAGAAGCUGGUUCGCAAGACCCUUGAUAUGAUAAAAAAGAUUGAGGGUGAAGACUAUGAUAAGUUCUGGAAGGAGUACUCUACAAACAUCAAGCUUGGAGUCAUUGAAGACCACUCUAACAGGACUCGUCUUGCCAAGCUGCUCAAAUUCUUCACUUCCAACUCUGACACCGAACAGACCUCACUGGCGGACUACAUCGAAAGAAUGAAGGAAAAGCAGGAACAUAUCUACUUCAUGGCCGGUACCAGCCGUGGCGAGGUUGAGAAAUCCCCGUUCGUUGAGCGACUCCUGAAGAAGGGAUAUGAAGUCCUGUAUCUGACAGAACCAGUCGAUGAAUACUGCAUCCAAUCUCUACCCGAGUUUGAGGGCAAGAAAUUCCAGAAUGUUGCGAAAGAGGGAGUCAAAAUCGACCAGUCAGAAAAGGCAAAGGAAUACAAAGAAGGGUUGGAGAAGGACUUUGAGCCCCUUAUGAAGUGGCUGAAAGAAAGUGCUCUCAAGGAUCAGAUUGAGAAGGCCGUAAUUUCAGAAAGGUUGACAGAAUCUCCAUGUGCUCUUGUUGCCAGCCAGUACGGUUGGUCUGGAAACAUGGAACGCAUCAUGAAGGCCCAGGCAUAUGCCAAGUCACAGGACCCAUCACAACAGUACUAUGCUACUCAGAAGAAAACAUUAGAAAUCAACCCAAGACAUCCAUUGAUAAAGGAACUUAAAACAAGAAUAGAAGCAAAUGAGGAGGAUGAUACAGCGAAGGACUUGGCAUAUGUGAUGUUCGAGACUGCCACCUUACGCUCGGGAUUCAAUGUUCCUGAUUCUGCAGCUUUCGCCACAAGAAUCGAGAAAAUGUUACGACAUGCCAUGGAUGUCGAUUUGAAUGCUAAGGUUGAAGAGGAGCCAGUUUUUGAGGAGGAGGAAGAAGCCGCCGACGAUGAUGAAGACAAUGAAGAAGUGGAUGCCGACGGGGAGGAUGCUGAUGCAGAGAAGGAAACGUGCACUUUCUGCAAAAGGAAACUCAUGGGCAUGUGGAGCAGUUCUGAUACAAAGGAUUCCGAUGGAGAUGGUAUUCCUGAUCAUCUUGACCCGGACGAUGACAAUGAUGGCAUUCCCGAUACAGAGGAGGCAGGGCAAUGCGACGGAGACGAUUGUAAGAAUAUUGACACCGACGGUGAUGGUAUACCAGACUGGAUGGAAAAAGAUACAGAUGGCGACGGCAUUCCUGAUUAUCUUGAUGACGAUGAUGACAAUGAUGGCAUUCCUGACAGUGAAGACGAAGAUUCCGACGGUGACGGAAUACCUGACUGGAAAGAAAAAGACACAGACGGUGAUGGUAUUCCCGACUAUCUUGACGAUGACGAUGACAAUGAUGGCAUUCCUGACGACCAAGACAACGACGCUGAUGGUGAUGGAAUACCUGAUUAUCUAGAAAAGGAUACAGAUGGAGACGGUAUCCCUGACUACCUUGAUGACGAUAUUGAUGGUGAUGGUAUUCCAAAUGAUCAGGACGAUGACGACGACAAUGAUGGAAUUCCAGAUGACAAAGAAGAUUCCGAUGGAGACGGAAUACCAGAUGUUUUAGACAGCGACGAUGACGGUGACGGUAUUCCCGAUGAUCAAGAAAAGGAUACGGACGGAGAUGGAAUACCGGAUUAUCUUGACGAUGAUGAUGAUGGCGAUGGCAUUCCAGAUGACAAAGAACAAGAUUCAGACGGAGAUGGAAUCCCUGACGACCUUGACGAAGAUGACGACGGGGAUGGCAUUCCUGAUGACCAGGAAGAUAGCGAUGGUGAUGGUAUACCUGAUAUCCUUGAAAAAGAUUCGGAUGGGGAUGGAAUUCCUGAUUGGAAGGAAAAGGACACCGAUGGAGAUGGGAUUCCUGAUUAUCUUGACAACGAUAUUGAUGGUGAUGGCAUUCCUAAUGAAGAGGAUGAUGAUAUAGAUGGAGAUGGAAUUUUGAAUGAGGAAGAUGACGAUAAUUAUGAUUAUGAAAGAGCAAAUUAUCUUGAAAAAGACACUGAUGGCGAUGGAAUACCAGACUAUCUUGAUGAUGAUAUAGACGGAGAUGGAAUUCCUAACGAGGAAGAUGAUGAUGACGACGGCGAUGGAAUUCCCGACAAUCUGGAAGACUCAGAUGGUGACGGAAUACCGGACUCCAUUGAUAAUGACGACGACAAUGACGGUAUUCCAGAUGAAAAGGAACUCGAUUCAGAUGGAGACGGAAUUCCUGACUACCUAGAUGAUGACGAUGACAAUGAUGGCAUACCGGAUGAACUAGAUGAUGACGAUGAUGGCGAUGGUAUUCCGGAUUAUCAACAAAGGGAUACCGACGGAGAUGGUAUCCCAGACUAUCUGGAUGAUGAUAUUGAUGGUGAUGGAAUACCAAAUGAAGAUGAUGACGAUAUUGACGGCGAUGGAAUCAAAAACGAUAAAGAUAUCGAUUCUGGUGGGCAACGAACUGGCAAAUUUAAAGAUACAGACGGAGAUGGUAUACCUGAUUAUUUAGACGACGAUAUUGAUGGCGACGGUAUACCAAACGAUAUUGAUGACGAUAUUGACGGUGAUGGAACACCAAAUGAUCAGGACGAUGAUGACGACGGAGAUGGUAUUCCUGACGAUAAAGAGAAAGAUACAGACGGCGAUGGUAUCCCCGAUUACCUUGAUGAUGACAUUGAUGGGGAUGGUAUUCCAAAUGACAAAGACGAUGACGUCGACGGAGACGGUAUACCGAAUAACUUAGAUUUGGAUUCAGAUGGCGAUGGUAUUCCAGAUUGGAAAGAAAAAGAUACAGAUGGCGACGGAAUCCCUGAUUACCUGGAUGAUGACAUAGAUGGGGAUGGUAUACCGAAUGAUGACGACGAUGAUGUUGAUGGUGACGGUAUUCCAAAUGAUCUUGAUAAUGACGAUGAUGGAGAUGGGAUACCUGACUAUAUGGAACAGGAUUCCGAUGGUGAUGGAAUUCCGGAUUGGAAAGAGAAGGAUACGGAUGGUGACGGAAUUCCAGAUUAUCUUGAUGAUGAUAUCGAUGGCGAUGGUAUUCCGAACGAACAAGAUGAUGAUAUUGACGGCGACGGCAUUAAAAAUGAGCAAGACGACGACGAUGAUGGGGAUGGCAUUCCUGAUUGGAUGGAAACAGAUUCUGAUGGUGAUGGAAUUCCCGACUGGAAAGAAAAAGACACUGACGGAGAUGGUAUUCCAGAUUAUUUGGAUGACGAUAUAGAUGGGGAUGGAAUUCCAAAUGAUGAAGACGAUGACAUCGACGGUGAUGGAAUUCCCAAUGACCGAGACGAUGAUGAUGAUGGUGAUGGUAUUCCCGAUUGGCAGGAAAAGGACACUGACGGAGACGGAAUACCAGAUUAUCUUGACGACGAUAUUGAUGGCGAUGGUAUUCCAAAUGAAUUGGAUGACGAUGAUGACGGAGAUGGUAUUUUGGAUUCAAUGGAAGAUUCCGAUGGUGAUGGAAUACCGGACUGGAAAGAAAAGGACACUGACGGAGACGGGAUACCAGAUUAUCUUGAUGACGACAUAGAUGGAGAUGGUAUUCCAAAUGAUAAGGAUGACGACGACGAUGGUGAUGGGAUUCCUGACAGCAAUGAAAUAGACGCAAAUGGUGAUGGCAUCCCGGAUUGGAAACAACAAGAUACAGAUGGCGAUGGUAUCCCUGACUAUCUUGAUGAUGACAUUGAUGGUGACGGUAUCCCAAAUGAAAAGGACGAUGAUAUUGAUGGCGACGGGAUUCCAAACAGUGAAGAUGAUGACGAUGAUGGGGAUGGAAUACCUGAUUCGAAAGAGAAAGAUACCGAUGGCGAUGGUAUUCCCGAUUAUCUUGAUGAUGAUAUCGACGGUGAUGGUAUUCCCAACGAUCAAGACAACGAUAUAGAUGGAGAUGGUAUUGCAAACGACAAGGACGAUGAUGAUAAUGGCAAUGGUAUACCGGAUUACCUGGAAAAGGACACCGAUGGUGACGGGAUUCCAGAUUAUUUAGAUGAUGACAUCGACGGCGAUGGAAUCCCAAAUAAUGAGGAUGAUGACGAUGAUGGCGAUGGUAUUUCGGAUCUUAUGGAAAAAGAUUCUGAUGGUGACGGCAUUCCAGAUUGGAAGGAAAAGGAUACCGAUGGCGAUGGAAUCCCUGACUACCUUGAUGAUGAUAUUGACGGAGAUGGCAUUCCAAAUAAUCAAGAUGACGACGAUGACGGUGACGGCAUUCCAGACUGGAAAGAAAAGGAUACCGAUGGUGAUGGAAUCCCUGACUACCUUGAUGAUGAUAUUGACGGAGAUGGCAUUCCGAAUAAUCAAGAUGACGACGAUGACGGUGACGGCAUUCCAGACUGGAAAGAAAAAGAUACCGAUGGUGAUGGAAUUCCUGACUACCUUGAUGAUGAUAUUGACGGAGAUGGCAUUCCAAAUAAUCAAGAUGACGACGAUGACGGUGACGGCAUUCCAGACUGGAAAGAAAAGGAUACCGAUGGUGAUGGAAUUCCUGACUACCUUGAUGAUGAUAUUGACGGAGAUGGCAUUCCAAAUAAUCAAGAUGACGACGAUGACGGUGACGGCAUUCCUGACUGGAAAGAAAAGGAUACUGAUGGUGACGGAAUCCCCGACUACCUAGAUGAGGAUAUUGAUGGCGAUGGUAUUCCAAAUGACCAAGAUGAAGAUGUUGAUGGUGAUGGCAUUCCAAAUGAUCAAGAUGACGAUGGUGACGGCAUUCCAGAUUGGAUGGAAAAGGAUUCGGAUGGUGACGGAAUUCCCGACUGGAAAGAAAAGGAUACUGAUGGCGACGGUAUUCCUGACUAUCUCGACGAUGACAUCGAUGGCGAUGGCAUUCCAAAUAAUCAAGAUGAUGAUAUUGAUGGUGAUGGCAUCCCUAACGAGCAAGACGACGAUGAUGACGGAGACGGUAUACCUGAUUAUCUAGAAAAGGAUACGGACGGUGAUGGGAUUCCAGAUUAUUUAGAUGACGAUAUUGAUGGUGAUGGAAUUCCAAAUGAUGAGGAUGAUGACGAUGAUGGAGAUGGUAUCAGUGAUGAAAAUGAAUUAGAUUCGGAUGGAGAUGGUAUUCCCGAUUAUUUGGACGAAGAUGAUGAUGGUGAUGGAAUUCCAGACUGGAAAGAAAUCGACACAGAUGGAGAUGGAAUUCCCGACUAUCUUGAUGAAGAUGAUGACAAUGAUGGAAUACCUGACGAACUUGACGAUGAUGAUGACGGUGAUGGUAUUCCAGACAAUAAAGAAGAUGCAGAUGGUGAUGGAAUACCAGAUAACAAGGAAAAGGGCCAAAAACGGAACUUAAAGCAAGCAAAUGAUAAUGAUCAUGAUGACAAUGACGAUGAUAAUGAUGAAAAGAAUGGAGGUGGUAAGAGUUUAUUUGGAAAAAUUGUAGGAAGCAUUAAAAACUUGUUUCUUUCUGAAGAUGAUGAUGAUACGCGGAAAAAGGUAAUGAAAAACAUUCCAAAAGCCAAAAUUAAUAAACAACAAGCUAAUAUAAUAAAGAAAAAUAAAAACAGCAAAAUUAAGCAUCAAACUACCUUAAAAGAUGAACAUGUGCACGAAGAGGAAAUAGAUUUAUUUGAUCUUGUUAAAUCAACGAUAUUUGGUAAAGAUGAUGACGACGAGAAUACAUCCGGAAGCAAUCAAAAGAAGUCUAGGAAUUAACAUUACAUAUCGUUUAAUAUAUUUACACACAUUAUAAUUGUACGAUGCAUUUAUUAAUCAAGCGUGGUAUCGGAGAAUGUGCAAUAUAUAUUUAUAUUUCUAUAUAUGUUAUUUCCAUAAAUACAAUAUUGGUGCACGCACUAUAUGAAAAAAAGAUACAGUUACAAUAUCGGAUAUUCCAAACUUUUGUAAAUGUUAAAAACAUGUUUAUAACUUUUAUGCUGUAAUGAUAGUAACUUUGAUUGGUUGUUUUAUGAUGCUCAGAUCAGUCAAGAAAUCACAUUGAAUCCAUGGUAUGAAAGUGUUCUAUUUUUGUGCUGAGUGUGCCAAUUCUCAUCUUAACAACCGUCUUAUGAAUAUAAGGUGCCAUUAUUAUAGGUAUUAUACGUCUUUAAAAACAACUUAUUUACACAUGUACGAAUGAAAUGUUAUUUAACAGUAGUUAAUUGACAAAUCUUUUUCAUACAAUGUCAAAACUGAUUUUGCUACCACUUCUGAACAAAAUAUAAUACAUACUUACUUUUAGACAUUUACAAAUAUGUUAACAACAUUGAUUCUUAAACAAUAUCUGAGAGACAAAUAUUAUGCUUUUUUUUAUUAAAAAUCAUAUACACUGUAUUACAUUUGUUUGAAAUUCAAGAGUGUUAUUAGUUAGUCUUUCCUAGGUUUAUCAUUCUACUUACACGAAAAGUCCAAGCAUUUUUCCUAAGUUUUGCACAGUGUUUACAAUGGCACGUCCAAUGACAAAGAUUUCAAGUUGAGUUGUCUUUCUUGUGUUACUAGUUUCCAACAUGGCAGCUCAUAUAAUGUUUUUCAAUUGGUCAUCAUGUUCUUAGUAGGUAAAUAUGUAAAAUGCAAUAAAUAUUUCCCACAAUCUGGUAUUUAUUUUCGCCAGUUUACCGUAUAUUUUGUGAUAGAGCCUUAACAUUGUUGUCAUGGCUUUCCCUUGAAGUAAUGCGUAAUAUAGUCCGAUUGCAAUGACCAAAAGUAUUGGUCGUACUUUUGAUACAAGUUUCUUUCAAUUAAGUCCAAGAUUUAAAUUUUAAAUAGCCAUUGAUAAACUUAGCGUCAUUAGGAGCGGCAGAAGAUUAGAUUUAGUCAUUUCCAAGACAGGUCAAAGUAGUCGGACUUUUUUACAUUGUUGUUGUAUUAGUAAAUGUUGCUUACACAGAGUGCGAUUUGUUUCAUAUUACCAUGUUCCUUUUGAAAUAAACUGAAAAAAGAUUGUUAA
This is a messenger RNA of Mya arenaria, 8379 nucleotides long. RefSeq lists its product as uncharacterized. The transcript has 17 exons. The coding region runs from base 132 to 7148 and encodes 2338 amino acids. Gene Ontology annotation, biological process: cell adhesion; protein folding. The record is from RefSeq and is a predicted model, not a curated record. Gene Ontology annotation, molecular function: ATP hydrolysis activity; ATP binding; ATP-dependent protein folding chaperone. Lineage: Eukaryota; Metazoa; Mollusca; Bivalvia; Myida; Myidae.